Molecule: messenger RNA, 723 nt
Organism: Melanaphis sacchari
Lineage: Eukaryota; Metazoa; Arthropoda; Insecta; Hemiptera; Aphididae
Exons: 2
Coding region: 76-693 (205 amino acids)
Source: RefSeq, a predicted model, not a curated record
GUUCAGUAGUCCCACAUCAUCAUAACAAUAGUUGUUUUUCUACAACAGAUACCUUCAGACGAAUAAAAAUUGAAAAUGGGAUUGAUCUUAUUAGUUUAUUUAAUAUUAAAAACAACAACAAUUAUAAACAUACUAGCAAUAACUGUACCAGAACAAAAUGAAUCAAAUAGAGUGGCAAAAUCACUGUUGGAAAAAGUUCUUUAUCCUAAAACUAAAAUCCAAUCCACAGUAAACCACCAUUCUACAGAACUACAUAAUUCAUUUGGUGUUUCUGGAAAUGUUGGAAUCGGAUUUCAUUUUGGAAGCGGAUAUAGGAUAAAAAACGGUGAUGGAAAAGAAGAUCAGGAAAUUGUACACAAUAAAAUUUAUGAUAAAUAUUUGGGUACUAGUUUUGGUUUUGGAUCAUUGGGGAAUAAUAAAAAAGGACAUGUUGAAAACAUUGAACAAUCAAAUACGGCAGACCAAAACACUAUUUAUCACGACGAAGUUAAUUUGGUAGAUCAAGAAUCUGAUAAUGAACUAAUUCCAACUACAACAACAACAGCAAAACCAAAGGCCGGAGUCUUCAGAAAAAUUAGCAACUAUUGGGCAGCUGAACUAUCAGAACCCAAAAGCAGUUAUACCAGCAGUGGUAUUCUUAAAUGGAGUAUGCAAAAAUUAAAAAACAAAAAUAAUGUCGGAACACCAAGAUAAAAAGAAAACUUAACGUGACUAUUUUUGUGU